This is a messenger RNA of Hemicordylus capensis (graceful crag lizard), 4118 nucleotides long. RefSeq names its product melanoma cell adhesion molecule (gene MCAM). The coding region runs from base 403 to 2172 and encodes 589 amino acids. Gene Ontology annotation, cellular component: plasma membrane. The record is from RefSeq and is a predicted model, not a curated record. Gene Ontology annotation, biological process: angiogenesis. NCBI's taxonomy places the organism in Eukaryota, Metazoa, Chordata, Lepidosauria, Squamata, Cordylidae. The transcript is spliced from 15 exons.
CUCUCUCUCUCUGCCUCCCAGGAGAAGCCUGUGCGCGCCUUUGGGGCGCCUCCUGCCGAGGGGUGACCCGGCGGCCUCUGCGAGCUCCUCGGCAUCCCGAGCAUGUGUGAGCCGAGAGCUGGCACGAGAAGCGCCGGCCCUUCUUCUGGCGCAGGGGAGGGGGAGCGACCUUGGCAGGGGGAGGGGGGGGGCUCCGCCGCACGACCACCCCUCCGCUGCUGCUGCGCUUCCCUGCCUUGGGGGGGCAGGCGAGCCUCCUGGAGGGAGGAGGGCUGGGCUGGGCUGGGCUGCCAGGGGGUGGCUCCCUCCCCCCGCACCUGACGUCAGCUGCUGGGCUUCUCCUGCGAGCCCCUGGCGGCGUGCAGCCUCUCGGACUCCGGGCUGACUCGGGCUGGGCGGACCAUGCGCCGCUGCCGGCUUGCGCGCUUCGCCCUGGGCUGCCUCUUCUUCCUCGCCAGCCACUGCAGCAGAGGAGCAGAUGGCAAUGUGGAAGUCUCCAUGUCGGACGUGGUGGAGGCGGAAGUCGGGAAAACAGCCAUUAUCCGAUGUGGUUUCUCCAUUCCUGUGAAUAGCACUUACGCCUAUGUCAACUGGUUCUAUAUGGACUCCCAUGUCCGGAAGAAGAUCAUCUAUAUGGUCCCAGGCAUGGAGUCUCCGGAGGAGUUGGAACUGAAGGGCCGGGUGCGCAUGGGGGAGGACUUUGCCCUCACUGUCAGCAAGGUGACCCCCCAGGACGCCAAGGUGUACGUGUGCCAAGUCGGGGCCGGCAGCGCUGGCGUGGGCGAGAACCGGACAGAACUGCGCGUCUCCAAAGCCCCAGAGACUCCUGAGGUCAAGGUGGCAGACAGUGCAGCGUCGCUCUCUGUCAUGAAUGAGAUUGCAGUUUGCGUCAGUCGCAACGGCUACCCCACUCCAGCCAUCACGUGGUACAAGGACGAGAAUCUUCUGGAGUCUGAUGGAGAGGAAAUCAACAUCCGCUUUACAAUCACCAAGGAGUCCAGUGGCCUGUUCACGGUCAGCAGCAGCCUGUCAGCACAAGUCACCAAGGAGGAUCGCAAGGCCAUCUUCCACUGCCAAGUCAACUACAGCCUGAUGGGAGCCAACAAGACGUCCAGAUCAAAUGCAUUCAAUAUCAGUGUUAAUUACCCCUCUGUGAACAUCAGCUUUGUGAUCAGUGAGCCCAACCGAGAGAUAAAGGAAGGUGAUAAGGUGACUCUGCUCUGUGAAGGCGAUGGGAACCCACCACCUGAAUACACGUUCUUCAGAGUGAAGAACGGGACAGAAGAGAAGCUGCAGAGUACUGACACUGGCAAGCUGGUCUUGGAAAAUGUCAUGAGGAAGGACAGUGGUCUCUACCAGUGCCAGGCAUUCGACUUGCAGUCCAUGGAUGAGCUGAAGGCGGAUGUGAAACUGUCUGUGAACUACCUCGAAAUACCUACCAUCACCAAGGACCCGCCCAGACACCUGAAGGAGGGAGACAAUUUGCUGCUUACCUGUGGGUCAAGCAGCUCCAAGCCUUUGGAAUUCCAGUGGAAAAAGGAGGGGAAGGUGAUCGUGAGAGAGCGCGUCCUGAACAUCACUGACGUGACUCACGAGGCUUCAGGCAGCUACAGUUGCAUCGUGUCGGUGCCAGAGAUCCCUGGCCUCUCCCACCGGAAGCAGGUUUCCGUGAACGUGCAUUCAAAGCCCCGACUGUUCCCAGUGGAGGAAGUGGUGUUCGUGCACGAGGGCAAGCUGCUGAGCCUUACCUGUGCGGCUGUCUCCAACCCUAGACCCAGCAUCCUGUGGACCACCUCCGUCAACUCGACACUGAUGCCCAAUUCGACGAUUAUAACCACUGACGUCAGCAAUGAGCAACGCAACAGCACGUUCUCCGUCUUCGUCACCAAGGAGAUCCUGGAAUCGGAAAUCAGGUGCUCGGCCAGGAACAAUCAAGGCGAAGCUUCUCACAGGUUCAAGAUGAGGCCGAGGAUAGAAGAGCAGACAACGGCAGGCUCCCCCACGAGCACCAAACAAGGCUCAGAGAGCCAAGGUGUGAUCAUUGUGCCCAUCGUCAUCUGCAUCCUGGCGAUUGCCCUGCUGGGGGCCGUCCUUUACUUCCUGCACAAGAAGGGGAAACUGCCGUGUGGGCGCUCCGGCAAACAGGAGAUGGAGAGAAAUACAUCGAUCUGAGGAACUGAGGAGCGAGACGGCAGCCCACCUUCUUGUUCGAGACUCCUCCUGCCCCUCGGAACGCCCUCGCCCCCCCUGCUCCCGUGGCCAGAGCCCUUCAGAGGCCCAGCAGCAAAUGCACAAGGUGACUCGACAGAGAGGAAGGCUGUGCAACCCCCACCAAGGAGUCUGAAGGAUAACAAAAUGAGCUGAAACAGGACAGGCAUUUUUGCUCUUGCAGACCAAAAUGAAACUUAAAAAUACAUAUAUUCCAGAGCAUCUUUGUUCCGCAGCUGGUAAGGAAACCUGUGCUCCAUCCAACUUUUCGUGUUAGCUUUUGUGGGGUUUUUUGGUGUUUUGUUUUUUCCCCCCUACAGUUUCUGUUUUAGAAAAAAUUUAAAGCCAACAGCCAAGUACUUGCCCAGCUGGAUCGUGGAAAGCUAAACACGUCUCUUGUUAAGGCUCCUUGCCUGUUAGUAGAAUUAGAGAACCACAACAAGACUUUUCGUUUCCAGUAAGACUGGAUCUAGGCUACCCAAUUGUUAAAAGCCAUGCUCCCCACAAGCUCUUCCUUGGACUGGUCCGGUUUGAAGUAGGCAAAGUGCUAAGGAAGGACCCUGCCCUCAAAGGGGAUGUGGAAGCUCGGAGGAGGUUCUCAAGGAAGUUAGCCCUUCACGGGGGUUCCAUUCCUCACGACUGCAAAUAAUGAAGCCAUUACUAACAAGGCCGUGCAUCUAUGGGAAUUGGGGGGCUAGGUUCCAGAGCCUGGGAAAUGAUCCAAAAAAGCAGAAAUAAGGAUGGAGCGCAGCAGUGUACUGUGGCCACCUCAGAUCUUGCACUCUCCCGCUCCUCCAGUAAUGCAUACAGUACUGUAAUUGCUUCCUCACCCCCACAGUUAAGGUCAGCACUUAGCAGCACAAACUCCAGGCCAGACUGCUGCUUUGCAAGUUGGCCAGAGAGGCAUCACAGGAUUGAAGUGAACACACACAGGAGUUCCUUCACCCCACAACAUUCAAGGUCAAGGCUUCAAGUUAAGGGUCCAAAGGUAAAGUUCAAAACCACAGAUAUGCAGAACACCCUACUGCGAAUAUUGAAUCUGGUGCUUAUUUUUAAAGCAUGAAUACGUGAAACUGCAAAUGCUGAAACCACAUUUAACAAGGUCUACUUGUUCUGUAUGGAGAAGCUUCUCUAGCUGCAAAAUGUAUAGCUUUUGGUGUUUGUACAUGAUAAUUUGAGACAGCCAACUCCUGUGAGACCUUACUUAGGGGUGAAGAACUCAUCAGUCUUUGGAAAACACACAUGAAACCGGACUGCAGUAGGAGAAAAGCAAGUCAGUGAAAUGUCCUUUCCUUACUACUCCCCUGCACUAGUGUCAAAAGUAAGGGGAUGGUUUCUACAUAUUUUUUAAUCUUGCAAAACUUCCACCCCUCCUCAAGAAGAUAACCAUGCUGGUGACACUGAACACUUGAACAGAGUGGAUGCUCUCUGCUACAGCCUGCAGGUGGAAGCUGACAUACCUGUCAUUCUUAAUAUUACUUAGGCAGUAUAGGGUUCUCCUCACCACUGGCCCAGUGCUUGGACAAGCCCUACUGCUUCUCUCUCGCACUUCCCAAUUCAAUAUGGCCAUAUACUCUAGGCACCUGCUUCUAUCCAUAAUUGUGCUCUCAAAUCAUAUUUCCCGUCUUCUGCAAACUCAAACACAAACUGAGCAAGCGAGUUAAGAUUUUGUUUGAACACACUUGUUUCUGUAGUGGUUCAAAGUAGUAGGCAAACUCAUCACCCAAAACCAGGGGGGAGAAAAUGGGGUCUUGCGCUUUACUUGUAAGCUAGAAAAUUAUCAAACAAGACAAGAUGCUUUUGUUAUAUAUAUUUUUGUUGAUGUGCGUGUAAAUUUAAGAGUGUCUGAGUUGCAGGGUUUUUAUAUAUAUAUAUAUAUAUAAUUAUGAAAAAUAAAAAGCUAAAAAGUG